Calidris pugnax (ruff) is the source of this 1338-nucleotide messenger RNA. It is a transcript of the gene GPATCH4, whose product is annotated as G-patch domain containing 4. Gene Ontology annotation, biological process: regulation of ribosome biogenesis. The record is from RefSeq and is a predicted model, not a curated record. The transcript is spliced from 5 exons. Gene Ontology annotation, cellular component: nucleolus. Lineage: Eukaryota; Metazoa; Chordata; Aves; Charadriiformes; Scolopacidae. The annotation marks the transcript as partial.
UUGCGCUGCCUCCUCUGUCGCCCGCAGGUGGGACACGACGCGGCGGAGCCGUUCUCCUUCCACUGGUGGGACCACGUCUUCAACAAGGCAGCUGCCAACAUCGCCGUGGAGGCCGGGCAGGAUGGUGUCUCCAUGAAGACUCUUUCCAAGGAGGGGCUCGAGAUCAGCAACAAGAAGCCCCGCAAGGCCGGCAGCACCAGCAGCAUGUUGUACGGCCGCUUUGUGAAGUCAGCCACGCUCACGGCACGUGGGGAGGAGCCCACAAAGCUGCCCCCCACCUCUGAGAGCAGCGAGGAGGAAGAGGAGGAGAAGCUGGACCUCUCUUCGGCCAGGAGGCUGACGGACGAGGAGCUGAUGCGAGCGUGUGGGGGCCGCACGGCGCACAAGGGUGCCCGUCACGGGCUGACCAUGAGUGCCAAGCUGGCACGGCUGGAGGAGCAGGAGCGAGCCUUCCUGGCCACCUACCGACAGCAGCCAAAGCCCCCGGAGAGCAGCUCCCCGGCAGAGGGGCAGGAGAAAAGAAAGAAGAAAAAAAGGAAACGGUCCAGGGAUGGAGCUGAUCCCGAGGUGCUGCAGAGCCAGGAGCCAAAUGAGGAGGAGGAGGUGGUGGGAGAGGAAGAGAAGGUUGUGAAGAAGAAGAAGAAGAAGAACCAGGAGCCAAGUGGAGAAGAGGAGGUGGCAGGAGAGGAAGAGAAGGUUGUGAAGAGGAAGAAGAAGAACCAGGAGAACCAGGAGCCAAGCGGAGAAGAGGAGGUGGCAGGAGAGGAAGGGAAAGCUGCAAAGAGCAAGAAGCAGGAGGACAAAGAAGAGCCAGUUGAGACAGAGAAGAAGAAGAAGAGGAAGAAGGACAAGAAGAAGAUGGAGAAUGAUACAGAAGAGCCGGCUGAGACAGAGGUACCUCUCGAAGACACAGACGGGCCAGACCAGGCUGGGCACGGCCCCAGGAAGAAGAGGAAGAAGAAGAAGAGGGAGCCAGAGUGAUGAAGGGUGAAGGCUGCUGGUCCCAUCUGGCUGUGAGGGUCCCGAUCCUGCCCGAUGGUGCUGGGGGUGCCCAGGGCUGCUCCAGGCUCUUCCCAGAAGGACCCCAGCGCCGUGGCCCAGCUGUGUGCUCCCUGCCUGGGGACACUGGGCUGGGACUGGUUGGUCUGGAGCUGGAUUGAGCUUUAUGUCACUCCCUGAGCCUUCCUCCCGUCAGGGGGGAUCCCAGUUCCCACCAGGCCCUGGGGGGCAGGGACCCAUUUGCUGUGGGUCUGUCGCAGAGGGACACAGGGGGACAGACCCCACGGAGAGUGGAAAUAUUUUGUCCAAGGGCUUAAAUAAAUCUUUAUUGCAGUGAAA